GCCGCUUUACUCCGCAGCUCCCGGCCGAGGGAUGACAUCGGGGAGGCUGCGCGGGCAGCGGAGGCGCUGAGCGAGCGGAGCCUGCCGGCUGCAGGGCGCCUCCUCCCGCGGGCUCUGCCGCUGCUCCGGCUCGCGUCCCGCUCCUGGAGCGGCGCCGAUCGCAGCGCCCCGGCGCCGGGGAGGAAGCGGCAGGUUCCCCGCGUUGCACGGCUCCGAGGGCAGCCCCGGGGACUUCUCGCCGCGCGGCCGGGAGCCGGGGACCGGCCGCUGGAAGUUGCCGGGAGUGGCUCGGAGCUGGUGGCUUCCCCAGCACUCGCAGCACAGUGGAUCUGUCUCCCUUAAGUCACUCUGGUUCCUGGCUGAAAGUUUGACAGUAUGGACAAGUCACCUUGAAGAUCUAGCCACUUAUUCUUUGUGAUGGAGAGAAUCUCAUCUGGUGUGCUUCUGCAUUCAGCCUUGAGCUUUGCCUUCUUGGUAUCUUGUUUCACUGUGCCCCAACAUUGGUGUUGCACCUCCCUGCUGGCUGUUCUCCUCUUCCUCAUUCACAUCUGCCUCAUUGACCUCAAAAUCAUCUCCUGCUGCCCAGUUUGGCUGAAGUUCUCAUCACUUUGGAUGUAUUGCGUCAUGGGCCCUCCCAAGGCCUGAUGGAUUUCUGAUAGCGUGCUACUGAAGAGCUGGAAAGAGCAUGGUUAAACACCAACCACUACAGUACUACGAGCCACAGUUGUGUUUGUCAUGCCUGACUGGGAUCUAUGGCUGCCGUUGGAAACGGUACCAGCGGUCACAUGAUGACACCACAAAGUGGGAGCGCCUCUGGUUCCUAAUCCUUACCUUCACUUUCUUCUUGACGCUGAUCUGGUUUUAUUUCUGGUGGGAAGUUCACAAUGACUACAAUGAAAUCAACUGGUAUUUAUAUAACCGAAUGGGAUAUUGGAGUGACUGGUCCAUUCCAAUACUUACAACAGCUGCUGCUGGCUUUCUGUAUAUCACAGCGUUAUUGAUUUUAGCACUAUGUCACAUCGCAGUGGGACAGCAAAUGAACCUACACUGGCUCCACAAGAUCGGCCUGAUGGCGACCUUGGUAGUUACUGUAGUAACUAUGUCUUCUAUAGCACAACUUUGGGACGAUGAAUGGGAGAUGUUAGUUAUUUCAAUGCAGGCCACAGCUCCCUUUCUGCACAUAGGAGCCCUGGCUGCAGUCACGGCCCUGUCUUGGUUGAUAGCUGGGCAAUUUGCAAGAACGGAAAAAGCCACUUCACAGAUGUUGAUAUUCACUGCAUACUUUGCCGUCGUAGUUGCACUUUACCUCGUUCCCCUCACUGUCUCAUCCCCUUGUAUAAUGGAGAAGAAGGAUCUGGGACCAAAACCUGCCAUCAUUGGCCAUCGUGGUGCGCCAAUGCUGGCGCCAGAAAACACUCUGAUGUCCUUCCAAAAAGCAGUAGAGCAGAAAACAUACGGAGUGCAAGCUGACGUAGUGAUAAGCUAUGAUGGGGUGCCAUUCCUUAUGCACGAUAAGACGCUCAGGAGGACAACUAAUGUGGAGGAAGUGUUUCCAGAGCUGGCUUACGAGCAUUCUUACAUGUUCAACUGGACUGACCUGGAGAUGCUUAAUGCUGGAGAAUGGUUCCUAAAGAGUGACCCCUUCUGGACUGCUGGCUCCCUCUCGGGUUCAGAUUACCUGGAAGCUGCAAACCAGUCAGUCUGUAAGCUGGCGGAUAUGUUGCAGAUCGCCAAGGACAACAUGUCAGUGAUCUUGAACUUUCAGGACCUGCCUCGAGAUCAUCCGUACUACAGCACUUACAUCAACGUUACCCUGCAGACCAUACUGGAGUCAGGGAUCCAGCAGCAGGCUGUGAUGUGGCUGCCCAACACGGAGCGGCAGCUGGUGAGGCAAAUUGCGCCAGGUUUCCAGCAGACUUCUGACGUCAAAGCAGACGCGGAGCGCUUGAGAGACAAAGGCAUCAAACAGCUGAACCUGCGGUACACUAAGGUCACCAGUGAGGACAUCAGGGAAUACACCGCCGCGAACCUGAGCGUUAAUCUCUACGUUGUGAAUGAACCAUGGCUGUUCUCUAUCCUGUGGUGUGCUGGCGUUCAGUCUGUCACGUCUGAUAGCUCACAAAUCCUUAGCAAGGUGCCUUUUCCCGUUUGGCUAAUGCCUCCAGAUGAGUACAAUCUAAUCUGGAUAACAGCUGAUCUCAUUUCAUUUACCAUCAUUGUAGGAGUUUUUAUAUUCCAGAAAUGGCGUCUGGGAAGCAUAAGGACUUACAACCCGGAGCAAAUCAUGCUCAGUGCUGCUGUCCGCAGAUCCAGCAGGGACGUCAAAAUCAUGAAGGAGAAAUUGAUCUUUUCAGAAAUAAACAACGGCGUGGAGAAUGCAGAUGAGCUGUCGUUAUGUUCUGAAAACGGUUACUCCAACGAGGGUGUCGCCCCCAUGGAUCAUCGGGACAUGAGGCUACGCAUGGACUGAGGAAUUAAAGGCCCGUGGCAUGACACCCUCCCCCCGCAGUGCUCCUGUCUGCGAUGGGUGGUAUUCACGCUGUCUGGGAUGGGGGAACGCUCUGUGGAACUAUUGAGCAUGCAGAGACCCCUUCUAUUGUUCUGGUUGCUGGCUCCUGACAUACUCUGGACAGUGAGGCUGGGGCAGAUUUUGUAAAUAUGUAGAAAGUCCUCUUUUUGUCUCUUUCGUGUAUUUUGGGGGGUUGUAUGUAUUUCUUCCAGGACACGAGCGGGACUAACUUGUGCAUUGAAACGGGAACAUUUUGGCCGAAUCUGAUGAAAUAUUGAGGUGACAUCUUGGACACUGGGGGAGACAGGCGGGGCAUGGACCUGAUCUUCCCCCUCCAUUCAACUCUUCCCCUUGGUGCAGCGAUUAUUAGCUGAACUUGUCUAAAACUAUGUUGUGAAGUUCUUGUGACAUGGCAUUUCUUUUUCUGGCUAAUGAAGUUUUCGCUAAUUGGAUAGAGGGCUGUUCAGAGCUUCCUUGCAGGAGGGAAGGUGCUGCUCCCAGAGUGUGUUCGGAACCAGCGGAAGGAAUCAGGUUGGCCGAAUCACUUUCACGCCCUCCCCCAGAAUAGCAGGAGGCAUGCAGGGAUCAUAUGAAAUAUAUGAUAGAAAGUGCUCAGAGCAAAACCCUUGGCAAGUUUUAUGGCCUAUACCGCAGUCCUUCCCCAGAGAAAUCUCCCCAGAUGCUCCUGACCGGAGUGAAGACCUUAAAUAGACCCCUAGUUGGUACUUCAUAAGUCAGUCUCCAUGAAGAAUCUCGAUCCCCUGAUGGCUAGUAGAGAGCACUCACCACCUGGCUCAUCCCCCUGGUCCAGCUGAAGUGCCCGCCACUGAGAACAGGUGGUGUAGUUUGUGUUAACCCUUUAACUGGUGGUGGGGAAGGGAAGUCACAAUCAGCAGUGGCCUGGUAACCGGUGUUUCACAGUCACAGGUCAAGCAGCUCAGCUUGAAGAAUUGAAGUUUGAAGAAGCAGCAAAGAAUGCUGGAUUGUAAAUAGUAAAGCACAAAGUGAAGCAGUCUAGGAGAACAAGGGAGACCUUCUCCUUAAUUCUUUGUUGUUGUGUAGAAGCAGUAUUUUUUUUUUAAAGACUGCACGUUAAUUUCCUCCAAAGGAGCGAUAAUGACAGAAAAUGAGGUGCUUGCACAGAGUAGGAGCUACCGUUGGCAUUUUUUCAGUGCAAGAGGCUUUAAACCAAAAUCCUACAUUAUAGUAGAAAAGCCCAGAAAUCGAGCAGAUCAGUGAUGCAUUUUUUCCCCCUCUCCCAAAUGUCAAUAUUUAUUUUCUCCGUCGACUCCUCCUCCCACUCCCCCCACACUGGGUCUCUCUUUCCACACAUCGCAGUUGGGACACAAAUGAAAGUCUAGGCACUUUUCCUUUGUGACUGUCAUUUCUCCCUUCUCUCACUGAGAUGAAGCAGGUAUGGGGCUAUUUCGCUUUUUCACAAUUUUGCCUGUUCUAAAAUCUGUUGCAGCCAGAGAAAAGACUCCCCUAGAUUUUAGUGGGCUUUGGCUCAAUCCCUAAUCUUUUGUGGUAUUUGUUAGUUUUGCCUCUUUACUGUAGCUGUGUUAGCCAGCACACACACAAAGGUGGAAUAUGGGAAAGAGCAUGGAUCACUUCUUUUGAAGUUCAUCAAAUGCUGCCUUGAAAACCAAUUGUGUGUGAAAUUUGGCUCUUGAUAAGGGAUUUGAGUCAAGUCUGCGAUUCUUCAAUCAAAAGUGAGGCGAAAUGGGAUUUAUGUGCAGAGUCCUGCCUGGCAGUCAUGACGGAACUGAAGCCAUGGCAUUUACCUUGCUAAACAGAGAGCAAACUCUCUUUAGGGUUGGCUGUCAAGUUGUACUGGAUGCCAGACGCAGAGUGUGUUAAUGGCUUUGCCAAACCAUAGUCAGAAUCAGGGCCGGCUGCAGGGUUUUUGCCGCCCCAAGCAGGAAAAAAAAAAAAGGGAGGGGGGCGAUCAGCUCUAGCGCCACCACGUCAGUAUUCGGCGGCUGGUCCUUCGCUCCGAAAGGGGGUGAGGGACCCGCCGCCGAAGAGCUGGACGUGCUGCCCCUCUCCGUUGGCCGCCCCAAGCACCUGCUUGCUGGGCUGGUGCCUGGAGCCAGCCCUGGUCAGAAUGGAAAUAUUGUCAUGAAAUUAUUUUCAAAAUGAUUUAAAACUGUAAACAUUCCCCAGCAGUGUUAGAAAGCCAAACCCAGGAGUGGUGGGUCUGGUGCAUAAGAACCGGGAAGUGAAACUGACUAGAAACAGAAAGUGAAACUGACCGAUCUAACUGAAUGAAGUGCAAAAUGUCAACAGCAUCUAGGUGGUGGGAGGAAAAAAAUUCUCCUUGAAUCUUUUGUUUUUAAUAAUCAAAGAUGUAACACAGGUAAGGAAUUAAAUAUAUUUAUAUUA
This is a messenger RNA of Mauremys reevesii (Reeves's turtle), 4894 nucleotides long. RefSeq names its product glycerophosphodiester phosphodiesterase domain containing 5 (gene GDPD5). Gene Ontology annotation, molecular function: glycerophosphodiester phosphodiesterase activity. Lineage: Eukaryota; Metazoa; Chordata; Testudines; Geoemydidae. Gene Ontology annotation, cellular component: plasma membrane. Bases 686 to 2470 code for a protein of 594 amino acids. Gene Ontology annotation, biological process: positive regulation of neuron differentiation; lipid metabolic process. The transcript is spliced from 18 exons. The record is from RefSeq and is a predicted model, not a curated record.